This is a messenger RNA of Ylistrum balloti, 441 nucleotides long. RefSeq names its product lexA repressor-like. The record is from RefSeq and is a predicted model, not a curated record. The transcript is spliced from 2 exons. NCBI's taxonomy places the organism in Eukaryota, Metazoa, Mollusca, Bivalvia, Pectinida, Pectinidae. Bases 1 to 441 code for a protein of 146 amino acids.
AUGUAUUUACCGCAUGUGAACAAAUAUGAAGACUCACGACAGGAAGCAAUAAAUCAGGCUUAUGAAUUCGUUAAAGAUGAAGGAAAGGAAAAGAUACACGAUGUAGCUAUAAAAGAGCGUGAGAGCGAGGAAAACCGUCAAAAACAAGAAAAGAAAAACAAAAAGGAGUUCACUUUUAAAGAAGAAGACCUAAUCCCAGCUCCUUUAGUGCCUAUUUUAGGAAUAGUGCCAGCAGGUGCUCCGAAAAUAGUGAUGAGAGACGAACCCACAGAAUAUUAUCCAGCUACCAUUUUCCCGAAAGAAAAACAAAAUCAUUUUUGGGUUAAAGUUUCAGGAGACUCCAUGGUUGAUUGUGGGAUCAAUGAUGGAGAUAUGGUGCUUAUAGAAAAAAAAUCCGAUGUGCCAAAUAAUAAGACGUGUGAUGCCAUUCUUGAUUUUUAG